Messenger RNA from Cyclocybe aegerita, 2628 nucleotides. The record is from the annotation of a GenBank genome assembly. NCBI's taxonomy places the organism in Eukaryota, Fungi, Basidiomycota, Agaricomycetes, Agaricales, Hemipholiotaceae.
AUGACAGUAGAGGUUAUCGGGGAUGUCCAGCACAAGGUUAGCGGGCUCACGGCUCAUACCAGUAUCAUUCUGCGCCGAAAUCCCGAAAUUCGCACGGUUAUUUUCCCUCCACCAUCACCAUCGACAUCCCACAAGUCUUCCAGUUCUAUCACAUCUUGUAGGAAACCUCAGUCAUUCGUUUCAGCUCUGCAAAAGUCUAUGGAUUCCGGGUAUGAAGCAUCCAAUGAUGUAACAAAGGCGCCGUCAAUCAUGGUGCAGGAUGCGCACUCUCGAGGCCAAGCACGACCUAGCUUCACAUGUGGGACUCCUCUGUUCUCAUCCCCGAAGAAGGAAGAAGGGGUGAACUACUGGGAAAGGGUUCUCGCGCCGGUUUGGAAGAAAGACAAGGCUCAAUGCGAUGCUUGGAAGGAUGAGGUUCAGAACCUUUUGAUUUUCGCAGGUCUAUUCUCGGCUGUUGUUACAGCGUUCAUCGUCGAAUCGCACAAGAACUUGCAGCAAGAUCCCAACGAGACUGUAGUUGCCCUGCUGGCUCGAAUUGUCACUCAGCUGGAGCGGCAGUCGAACGGAUCUUCCCCAGUGCCCACCAGCGACCCUGACCCCACAUCCAUACCUUUCACACCAAGUCCGUCCUCUGUCCGAGUCAACGCGUUCUGGUUUCUGAGCCUCGUUCUCAGCCUCACCACUGUUCUGAUCGGAAUCAUCUCUCUCCAGUGGAUACGGGAACACCAAUCAUACCCGGAACAUUUUUCGCCAGAGCAAAUAUUCACUGUACUGCACCUUAGGACACGAAUGUUGCGCGAGUGGCGUGUCUCAGCAUUCUUCAAGGCUCUUCCCAUUCUCCUGGAACUCGCUCUCAUGUUAUUCUUCAUUGGACUCGCUGACUUCCUCGGAGCGUUGAAGAUCCUCGAGGUCAUCAUCCCUGUUUCUCUUAUACUCACGUUAACACUGGCAUUCCUCAUCUUGACAACAGCCCUGCCGACAUUCCACGUACUAGCCCUUUCCUUCAAAAAGGCACGACCCGGCAACAGUCCCCCAGUUCCUUGUCCAUACAAGUCCCCUCAAGCACAGAUAUUCCACUCUUCUUUCACCCUCCUCUUUUCUGCCGUCCCCUCAUUAACAAACUGGAUCAAAUUCCACGGUUCGCAGAUGAGAUCUCGUUCCUUUUUUGACAACUUCAUGGAUCCAGGCGCUCUCAAUUGGACGGCUCUUGAUCUUAGAUGGAUGUUGCUCCGCCGAUAUAACUUUUCCUCUUUCUUCGGGGGUCCGUACGAACUGACUCCUUAUCGUUACGAUUGGGAUUUGGAGGAUCGCUGGCGGCGCGGGGCAAUAUACGACCGCAUCGACGCUUUAGACCAACUUGCGCGGCGGUAUCACUCCAGCCUCGACAUCAAAGAGGCAGGAUACCACUGCUUCGUCGACUCGAUAACUGAUCUACCUAACACCUCAAUACGGAAAGACAUCUCCGCUAUGCACCGCGCUGAGUUAUUGUCAUCGCUUGCGAAAUUCCUUCAGCAUACAAGAUCAAGACCUCCCGAGCUGGUCGACAUAUCGUCAGAUCUGGCUUUUACCCAUGACGUGGCCAUCCUCGAGUUUAUUGGCGUUGACCGUUCGUUUCAGACUUUACGACUGGAGCUCGAGAUACGCGUUCGUGAGUUUUUCGCCGCCAACCUCGCCGGCAAGUUGCUACCAACGAACAUCGAUGAUUCCUGGAAACACCACCGGGCGAUGACCAACACAGCUCAGCAAGCCACGUCUGAUCUUGAAGACAGCUAUGUUGAUCAUGUUUUCGAAAACCUAGCUCAGAGCGGAAAGAUGUCCUGGACGAUCCAUUUCUUAUUUUCCGCAGCGGGCUUUCCGCAUAUCCUAAGGCGCUAUGUCAACGGGCGCCCUUUGAAACAUUCCGCACUCCUCAAAGCUAUAGCAGUAUUACAGACCACCAUCGACAACUACGUGACUUCAGUGCAAUCAGGAAGCAAACGUGAAGCCGAAGACCUCCAUGCUGAUGACAAGCGUGCCGCUCAGUCAUUUCUGCUUGGGACUUGUCUCAUUUCUCUCUAUGCGGAGACCAAUUUCCGGGAUAUGCCACAGCCUCUUCUCGAUCUUGCUCUCGCUCUGCGCCCUAUCCACGAUCUUUUCUUUCAUAUUGACUCUCCUCAUCCCUAUAAGAGAAUUCACGGCGUGUUACAGACCGUUUUGGGCUCGCCCCGCCUUGAAUUGGUCUACCGAGAAGUGUGGCAUGUAUCCAAAUGUUUGAACAAGCUCUUAUCUGACCCCGGGGGGUUGUCAGAUACCAGCCCGGAAGAUUGCGAAGGCGAACAGCUGCCAGUGCAGCCACUCCCCUUCUCUAUCCCACCGGAUGAACGCAAGGAAAAUAUGAACACAUUCGAAGCGGAAAAUGGGCACACAGGCUCAAUGCCAUCAAUUAUCGACACGGGCCUCUCUGGAACAAGUCCACCAUCAGCGUUGCCGCAUAUCUCGGGAGGUGACAAAAAGAAGGGAAUAGAAGUGGGCGUUCAUGAUUCAGCUCGUAACCGCCAGGAUUCCUUUCGUCUUACUGUGGGGAGAAUAUUUGACUCUGGAAAUUCUACCAAGGGCACUAAUCACGGCGAGGGAUAUGACAUGGUGUAG